AUUUACGCACUGUAAUAAAAGAGAAAAACAUCUCACUGUAAAAUGUGGACGGAUCUUGCUUUUCCUGAUUUAUCUCCACUUUAUGGUGUUAUUUUGCAUGUAUACACAAUAAACAGAAAUAACUACUCAUAAGAAAUUCCUGCUAUGGCAAAUAUUUAAAAAAUAUUUUAAGUUUUAACAUUCUAAGGAUCAAAUAAGUACCUUCAUUUUCAUAGUGGCCACUGUUCCUUUUAGUUUUAUGAAUCUGUAAUUUAACGUUAAUCUUUUCCAUUAACUUUUCAUACAUUAAUUUUCCAUAAUUUUUUUUUCUUUUCUUCUUCCUUCAUGUUAUCAAUAUGGAUAAUACUUAAAAUGCACUAAUCAUCAGUUCCAUUUUUUAUACAUUAUUUAUUUAUUUAUAUAUUUUUUGCACUUGCACUUGGAUCACUUGCAAAACAUUUAAAACAAGCUUGUUCAACCAAUAUAUACGUGAAAAAAAUAAUACUAAUAAAAGUGUUAAUUUGUAUCCUGAAGCUUCUGUUUAAUUAAUGUUCAUAACAACAUAAUCACAUUUUCACAGAUCUUAUCAGUUAUUGUGAUUGUAACAAAUGGGUGGAGAUUGAUGAAGAUGCCAGGUGAGAUUCCACCCUGGAGACUGGAACAACCUGUUUGCAUGUUUCAGUAUGCUGCAGGUGCUUAAGAUGGAUCUGCUGUCUUCAGGGCUGGUGAUUUAUUUAUAGAAACAGAUGAAUCAAAUGUGGGGAGAUUGAGGAUAAACUUUCAGAUAUUUUUAAACAUGAUUUAAUUACACAAUGACCUGCUUUCUUCUAACCUGCAUGUUCACAUUGCUCCAGAUAUGUCUGGCGCCAUCUAAAGCAAUGCUUUUUCCUCCAAAGAACCUGACUGUAGGAUUAUUGGAUUUUAAUGCUACAGCUGAAUGGCUUCCUGGACUAGGAAACCCUCCUGGCACCAAAUAUACCUUGGAGUAUAUAACUGUACAAAACAUGUCUGGAGGAAAGUGGAUUCCAUCUCCAAACUGCACUAACAUAGCCAUACUGAAAUGCGAGCUGACCUUUGAUGAGCUCCAUUGGUAUUAUUUUGUAAGGGUCAAGACCACGUUUAAAGGGACAAGCUCCAACUGGACAACUACAUCAAAGUCUUUCCAGCCAUAUGGAGACACUCGUCUGAGUUCUCCGGAUGUAGAGAUCUCAUCUGACCAAAAGUCCAUUAAAAUUAAUUUUAGUCAUAGGCUGGAAUUAAAACCAGAGAUCAAACUGGAAUUCCUGCUAUACCUUUUUGAGAAAAUUCCUGCAGGGGAAUCAGAGAUAAUUCCUCUGCUAUCAACCUCAAAAUCUCCCUACAUUGUCCCUAAUGUGCCAUCUGGCAAGAACUACUGUGUUAGUGUUUCUGCCAGUCAUCAACAAGCCUCGAAGAACAACAACUUCAGCACCACCAAAUGUACCUUUCUAUUAGAUUCUACUAGAAGCUUUGUGCUAAUGGUGUGCAUAGUAGCCAUUCUGCUGAUUACCUUUUCAUCUGGGAUUGUUGUGACUUUUGGUUGUUUUUACGACAUGAGGCUUAAAAUCAAGAAUCUCGACAUUCCAAAAGCCUUGAUCUUUAUUCAAGUAAAUAGUAGGGUCAUAGAACGAACCCCUGAGGAACUCCAAACAAUUACAGUUACAUUGCCUGGGCAAAAAAUAGUAGUGAACACAGAGGACUAUAUUUCUGCAUUGGAGGAGGAGUAUGGCUCUCCGUUCUACCAUAAGAGGGAAAACAUUACAAAUGUAAUAAUUAACCCAUCAUCCAUUGCCAAUGUCAACCCACCAGAGCAAUCUGAGGAGGCCGAGACAUCAAAUCAGUGUUUAUACACGCUAGCUACUGAUUUGGAACAAAGUCAAGAAAGUGAAAUAUCCGAGAAGGAUAAUCAUGAUAUGCAUCCAGUUACCCCUGCGUCUUUAUGUACUUGUACUUCAAACCAUUCAGAAUCGUCUACAUUUCUACAAGCAACUACUGUGAACGUAUUCGUGAACUCCGAGGAGGUUAUAUAUUGUACAGAGGAAACUCCCUGUUCUUCUGGCAAUGACUGUGAAAGAGAAGUGCCUGCUGAAGAGAAAGAGGAGGAGGAGGAGGAGGAGGAGGAUGUCUCCUUGUUGGCUGAUCACUCCUCAGAGAGUGGCUAUGAACCAAGACAUGCUAUAAAUGAUUUAUGAACCAGAGUUGACCUUUGGAACAAUGAACAGACUUCCAAAUUUCCACAGACUAUAUGUGAAGGCCCUCAAAGAGGAUCUACAUAUCCUGACCCUACUUCCAAAGGUGGAGUCUGCAACCAAAUUCAAGCAAAAAUGUAUCCACCUGAGCAACCCAAGGAGACAUGCAAAACUUGGUGACGUAGAAAAUCGGCAUAUUCAGAACAUCUUGAGCAAUAACACUUGAGCAGACACUGGCGUAGAAACAACUGGGGUCUGUUAUACCUGGAGAGAACCAUGCAUUAGCAUUCCCUUUUCUUUCAAUGGCAGUUGAGGGCAAAUGUGAACUUCAGAGUUUGGAACUCUCUUCUUCAUCAGGAACUCUUGAAACUUCCAUAUAUCAUGCGCUGUACAUGAAGACCUGCUACAUUACCAAAAGGAUUCUUCUAUGGCAUCACUGCAAAACCCCCCUUUUUAAGAGUUGUCAAGUGGGUCAUGUUGAACAGAUUUUGGACUAAGGAAAGCGUGCCUACUUUAGAAAUAAGCUGGAGCUGGACAUUCUGCAGCAUGACACAGUGACGCAACUGGUCACAUGACUAACCAUCUUGUCAAUAAAAGGACACAUUGUUGACAGACUCCAGGUGCUACAUGAAGCAAUUUAUGAUGCAGUGCAAUACCUGAUUGACCUGAAGCAUUGGGCAAUUGUAUCUAUUUUGUAUUCUGUGUUGAAAGUCAUACAAAAUACCAUAACUGAAAUUUAUUGUGUGUGUAUACAUUUACACAAAGUGGGUUUUUAAAAAUGAAAAUGUUUUCAUUUCCAGCUUUUAAGUGAAAAAAUACUAGAUUUUAAAGUAUUACCGAAAGUUUUAAUAUCAUUAUUUUUGAAAACAUCCUCGCAAGCACUUAAAAAGAGUAGUGUAGUUCCCACAGUUCUUCUAUGGAAUUCUCAGUUUCUUCUGUCUCUUCCUGUAAUUUUAAACUGACUCAGUAACAGUGAGAUCAGAUUUGUGCGUGGGCUAUACCUUCUGUUGUUAGAUUCUUUGUUCAAAGAAAAGUUUCACUGAAUUUUUACAGUAUUUUUAAAAGUAAUGUUUGGAAAUUGAAAACUGAUAUUGGCUACUGGUACACUAAAAAGAAAAAAGAUAUAUUAUAAGAUAUAAAUAUUCAUGCAAUUUUAUUGUGCCAGCUUUAUUUUCAUGUCAUCUCCUUCCAUAUGUACAGUAUGUGAAUGUGUUUACGUAAAAGGUAUUAUUAUCGUUGGUCAUUAUGGUUAUUGGGGCACAGCUCAGUCUUGUAAAAGAAAAAUUCGAUAGCUUGAGAGUGUGAAAGUUUUGUUUACAUGAAAUACUACUGACUGUAAUGCUGCAUAAUGCCUUACUGAACGCUGCCUUUAAUGGUGCUAAAGAGGCAAUUUCUUUUAUGGUUGAAUAAUUAACCCCUCCUAUAAAAGAGUCAUGAAAAACAC
Messenger RNA from Ctenopharyngodon idella (grass carp), 3630 nucleotides. It is a transcript of the gene crfb12, whose product is annotated as cytokine receptor family member B12. Lineage: Eukaryota; Metazoa; Chordata; Actinopteri; Cypriniformes; Xenocyprididae. The transcript is spliced from 9 exons. The coding region runs from base 792 to 2189 and encodes 465 amino acids. Gene Ontology annotation, molecular function: protein binding. The record is from RefSeq and is a predicted model, not a curated record.